This is a messenger RNA of Sparassis crispa, 294 nucleotides long. RefSeq lists its product as hypothetical. NCBI's taxonomy places the organism in Eukaryota, Fungi, Basidiomycota, Agaricomycetes, Polyporales, Sparassidaceae. The record is from RefSeq and is a predicted model, not a curated record. The transcript is spliced from 3 exons. Gene Ontology annotation, cellular component: mitochondrial inner membrane peptidase complex. Bases 1 to 294 code for a protein of 97 amino acids.
AUGUCUACUCCAAUCCCACACCCUUCUCCCCAGGGCAGCUGCCGUCUCGCAGAACUGGUCCAAUACAAGUGUGAACUGGAAGUCUCGAAUGUGGGAGUCUCACAAUACCACUGCUGGCCUAUCAUGCGCAUCUUCAGAAUAUGUCCUGGCCGACCAGCCGUGGAACUGACCAGAUUUGCCGAGGUGAACGCCGAUACGGGGGAGAUCAGCGCCCCCCCGGAGUCAAGUGCAAAGCUGCCGAAGGGUAAACCAUGGCGUGACAUCGUUCAUAAUGAAUUAAAGGGGUCUGGGUAA